Molecule: messenger RNA, 3956 nt
Organism: Epinephelus moara (kelp grouper)
Lineage: Eukaryota; Metazoa; Chordata; Actinopteri; Perciformes; Serranidae
Exons: 8
Coding region: 109-675 (188 amino acids)
Source: RefSeq, a predicted model, not a curated record
UAUUUCAAAUAUUUACAAACUGCUCCACUCAGCCUCAGUUUGUCUCCUCUCUAGCUUUUUUUGUCUCCUCAGCUUGAACCAUCACAUCAGGGAAAACCAUGCAAUGUGAUGAGAAGUCACCAUCUCAUUUUCCUCAGUGUCCACCUGGAUCAAUGGUGCAAAAAUGGCCUUUUUGACUCACCGUCACCGCUCAGUCUUUCACCAGCGACUGCUGCAGCACAAACACAGAUGCCGAGCACAAAGCCCAAGGCCAGGACGCUGGUAACAUGCAGGCAGCUGAGUGAUGGGGGCGAGGCGGCCUCUCUCAGGGACCAGUCUCCUCCACCAUUGCUUGUACUCAAAGGGACUGCAAGUGUGACGAGCACAGACCCCAGGGGGAUCCCUUCCAUUCGUGCAUCCAUCACGGACAACAAUGGUGUGUAUCACAGAUAUCUUUGCCUGCAGUUGGAGGAGAGGAAACAACAGAUAAAGAGGGAGAGAGGCAGCAAUGCUGUUGACGAGCAAAAGCACAAUGAGACCAUGCAGCAAUCCGUCUGGGGGAUGCCAGGAAGUGGCGCCCCAAACUACCACCUGGGCACAGUGAAACGGACCAAAAGCCUCCACGCUGCUGGGAUUUUACCCCAGGAGCAGAUCCGUGAUAAAGGCUUCAGUGGGACCCCCUUCCGCUGCCUGUGAAAUGAAGACCACAACAUGCCCAAUCUGAGACCACUGAGCACCACGGAGCCGCCAGACAAAUACUACUCUCUGACUUUUAUCUUCAUGGGAUGAUAGUUUUGCAGCCAUCAGCAGUUUUGGGCUUUUUCGGCAGCAAACUGUGAUGGUGACAAAAAAAAAAUGCUGAAUGUAAAUUAAAAAAAACUACAUUAAGAGUAUUAACAACUUGAAAAAAACAUCGUUUCUGCCUCCAUUAAUCCAUGAAGUGGUGCAGCAAUACAAAUUUUAACUCCAGAGUAUUCAUUAGACCAAGCAGAAACACAACGUACCCAAACACUUCAUUUUACAUGUCCACACAGUAACCAGAGUUGUGAAAAAUCUGCACCCUUAAAAGGCGUUUUAAAAAAUCUCUGCUUUAGUGACCUAAACUCCGUUUGUGUGGAAACGAGACACCAAAACAGAUGGAAAUAUCUCUUUAUAAAAAUAUCUUUAUAUGUUUAGACAGGGCUUUAUGCUGUGUUCACACUACCAGCAACACAGCAACAGCGUGUCCAGCUACAUUAUCGUCAAAUUGCCACUGAGGUGUCACUCAAGCGCUCAUUAACGUAGUUAUGGUGUCACAUGCUUGUGUGUGUCUCCUAAAGGCCACACAGCACCUUGACUGAAGGUUAUCUGAAGUUUGUCUUUGGUCAAAAACAAUAUAUGCUUUUGAUCAUCGUCUGAGCCCCAUUUUAACAUCACAUUUUGCCGCCUUAUUGCAUCAUCUUGUGCGCCACGAUACACAGAGAGCUAGCAUAGCAUCAGCUAUGUUUGCAAAAUAACACAGAACCACAGCUAGAAACACAGGCAUUUGAUUGGUUGAUGCUUCACUGCAUCGCUGGAGUGCUGAAAAACUUGAGGCUAGCUCACAUUUUGUUGUAGCGUGUCACCUGUCAGCAGCGACAAGUGUCAGGUGUCUGUUUGUAGCUUUGUGUCGCUAUCUUCCAUUGAAAAUGGCUUCGAGUCGGUUACUGUGUUGCUUGUAGUGUGAACACAGCAUUAGUCUCUAGUUUGGCUCAAGAUCCAAACACACUGGAUACUACAGUUCCCAUAAUGCAACAGUCUAGCAGCAGUCAAGUCCAAGUUAAGUCUUAAAGGAAUAGUUUGAUAUUUUGGUGAGAUAAGAGAAUAGAUCCUAGUCUCAUGUAAAGUAAAUAGGGAGCUGGAGCUGGCACCAAGUUAGCUUAGUGAAGCAUGAAGACUGGAAACAGCUAGCUGGCUCUGUGUAAAGGUAACAAAAUUUGCCUAAGCUAAGCUAACUGGCUGGUGCUGGCUCCAGCCACAUAUUUAGGGCAUAAAUCUUCUCAUUUAAAGGCUUAUUUAUGCUCAAUAUUAGAAAUGUAUAUGGAUACGUAUGAAGCCUGCCAUCAUGUCAUCCAUACUUAUGCAUGUUUUCUGAAAGCUUAUGGAUAAGGAUGAAACAGAGCAGUACCGCCUGACAUCAUGGGGACAGUGAAGUGUCGUUCAAACGACAGCCGACCGUCUUAACGGAAAGAAUCACCAAGACAUGAAAAUAAUUCUCCAUCCACUUGUUUUGAUGUAUUUAAUGGCCUCACAAACCACAGCCAUCUACAACACUGCCUCUGUUUUUUAGGCGGCUUAAAACUAAGUCAUUGAGGCAGCGUUUGCUCACAAUGCCAUUUGAUUUUAUGUAUGUGACACAAGGAUUUUCUACGCCAGAAAAGUCAAACUGUUCCUUUAAGUCCUGGGAAUCAAAUCACAAACCCUUUAACUACAGGACAAGUUUACAACAGCUGAGCUGCAUGACUGAGAACAGAAGCUGAAUUCAAACCUUUAACAAUGAAUGAGAAGUUAAAGUUUGAUCAAACAUACGACACAAACAAUGCAAAGAACUAGUAUAAUUGUUAAUGUGUGAUUCUGAUUUGCUGGAAAGUUUAAGCUUGCCAGGUUUACAUCAGCCUACACAGGUCAGUGAAAAUGUUGUCGUCCCACAGAUUUAAACCCUACUGAUGAGCUGAAUGGUGUUACUGUAAUUGGUAGUGUGUACUGUGAUAAACAGCGACACUGUUUGAAUAACUAACUGAGAUACUUUGAAUUAUUUGUCCAGAAAGUCCCUGAUUGAUCCUCCAGGUAAUUUCCAUGUAAUUAUAUGGUGAAGGGAGAUGAAUCAGCCCCCUCUAAUUGCAUGGCUUUGUACGUGACGUUAGCAAGCUCUUAAUUGGCACAGUUAACUCAGACACUGCAUGUAUUUAGUUUGCAUAGGCUAAAGGGCCUUAUUGUGGAGGGCAGCAGCAGCAGCAGCAGCAGCAGUAGCUCUCCUCCUUGGUGGGUGGGUAAUUGUCAUGUAGGGACAGUUAUAAGGGACAGUGAAAUACCAAUGGUUAGACUGCAAGGUUGGUAAUUAUACUGUGGAAAAGUAAACUUGUUCCUUUGGGGUCAUUGCUGUCUCAUGCAAACAUUGUGCACUAAAGAAGAGAAACUGUUCAACAAGUUAGAACUUUCUCAGUGCUUUCACCAAUUUGUGAAUGAGGAUUACAACUGCACAAUAAGUAUUUUAUUCAUUUCUUUUUCCAUAUUCCGGUGUUUCUCAAAUGGUAAAUGGGAGUGCACAUACCCCUGGAGUUCUGCAGGGGGUGUGGAUUUUUUUUUUUUUUUUUUUUUGAAAGGCUAAUUUAAAUGAUAUCAGUCAUACAUAAUUCCUAACUAUAAUGCCGGUUUAAGUGUUAAUGCAUGAUGACAAACAUGAUUUUGCCAUGAAUGUAAUGAUGAAUUGUAAAGAUUUGAAAUGUAGCAUUUAACACUAAAAUUGCCAGCAUUCCAACACCUCCAAGAACUGCCAGGAAGGUGUCAGUUUUACACCCUGCUGCAACUGCAUCAAUUAACCCAAAUAUGUUUUUCUUGAAGUUGGUAAGUUGUUCACUUUCAUAUUUUUGACAAAAUAAAUGUAUUUUAAAUAUUCAAUUUUGGGGGGGUUAACAAUUCAUUACAGAUCAAAAAAAGGUGCAUUUGAGAAAAAAACAUUUUAAAGUUCAUCAUAUCACAAACAAAAAAAAAUAAAUUGACAAAUUUAGGUGAGACAUGGCAGGCAAAAACAUCAAUUUUUCAUGCAGUGGUCAAUUUUGAGAUUUUGGGCUAGUUUACUCCUUGAAAAUGUAUUCUUUCAAACUGCUAUAAAGAAAACAUUCAAAUUAAACAUUUAGAUGUUUAUUUUAUUACAUUUUGUCUACUUGUAUAAUGUUAUUAUGUUAUUAUGUAAAUCUUUGAAUGCUGUUUUCUCAAAAUGAGUUUUUUGUCAUACUCCA